AUGUCUCUCCAACAAAGCACAUCACUGCCUGUUCGCACAUCAAAGACAACCGUGGCUCACCCACUUGCGCCACUGUCAGCACAAGAGAUCCAUGCAGCAUCUACUCUGAUCCGCAACCAAUGGCCCGAGAAGACAGACCUCCAGUUCAAGGUCCUCACUCUCGAGGAGCCUGCAAAGGCUGAGAUGGUGCCCUACCUGGAGGCCGAGUUCAAGGGGCAAAGCCUCCCUAGCAUCGACCGCAGAGUCAUGAUUGCUUACUACAUCCGCAAGACUAGGAUACAAAUGCUGAUCUUCUCCAUCGUCAACCUGUCGACGUCGACAGUCGAAAGCAACGUUAGACUCGGACCCAACGUACACGCUGCAGGAGAUGGAGAAGAAAUCUUGGAUAUUGAGAGAUUGGCGCUCGAGGACGAGGGUGUGCAGGCUGAAAUUGCCAAGUUGCAACUACCCGAAGGCACCGCUGUCGUAUGCGAUCCCUGGAUCUAUGGCUCGGACGGCGUGGGUGACGACGAGCGCAUGUACCAGUGCUUCCUGUACAUGCGUGACCCCAAGAACACCGACGAACUCGAUUCGAACCAUUACGCUUUCCCUCUCGCCAUCUCGCCUGUUCUCAGCGCUGUCGAGCGCAAAGUCAUCCGUAUCGACAUGAUGCCUACCGGAAAGGACAACACCAUCAAGCCUACCCAACCCUGGAAGCCUGUUCACGCCAACGAGUAUAUUCCCGAGGCCCAAACGCUGCGUACAGACCUGAAGCCUCUCCAAGUCCUGCAGCCCGAAGGUGCGAGUUUCAGCGUCACUCAGGAAGGCACAUCACAAACUCUUGAAUGGCAGAAGUGGUCUUUCCGUGUUGGCUUCAACCAAAGAGAAGGCAUGGUUCUUUACAACGUUCGUUACGAUGGCCGCAGCGUCUUCUACCGUCUAUCACUUUCCGACAUGUCUAUUCCCUACGGUGACCCCCGCCACCCCUUCCACAAGAAGGCUGCUUUCGAUCUUGGUGACGUCGGUGCUGGAGUCAUGGCUAACGACCUGAAGCUCGGCUGCGACUGUCUCGGUUCCAUUCAGUACCUCUCUGGUGUCUUGGCUAACGACCAGGGUGAGGCUGAAGAUAUGCCCAAUGUCAUUUGCGUCCACGAGCAAGACGGUGGCAUUGGCUGGAAGCACACCAACUACAGAACUGGCCGUGCUGCUGUUGUUCGUAACCGCGAGCUCGUGCUCCAGAGCAUCAUCACUGUUGCCAACUACGAGUACAUCUUGGCCUUCAUGUUUAACCAAGCUGGUGAGAUGACCUAUGAAGUCAGAGCCACUGGUAUUCUCUCUACUCAGCCCAUCGAUGAUGGCAUCAGUGUACCUUGGGGCACUGUGGUCCACCCUGGUGUCCUCGCCACUCACCACCAACACAUCUUCUCCCUCCGUGUCGAUCCCGCCAUCGAUGGACACUCCAACCGUCUCGUUUAUGACGAAGCCCACGCCAUGCCUCGCAGCGACUUCAACCCUCACGGAACAGGCUACUACACAGAAGAGACCGUCGUCUCACAAUCAGGCGGCUAUGACCUUAACCCAGACAAGAACCGCACUUUCAAAAUCCAAAACGCAAAUGUUCUCAACCCCAUCAACCACAAGCCUGUCGCAUACAAGAUCCACGCCCCUCCCUUCCAAAAAGGUAUCGCCGACAAGGAGAGCUUCAACUACAAGCGCGCAGAGUUUUCAGACCGCAACAUCUACGCUGUCAAAUACCGCGAUGGCGAACUCUACGCUGGCGGCAGGUACACCAACCAAUCUCGCGGCGGCACUGGCGUGCGUAGCUGGGCCGACCGCAAAGACAACAUUGUCGACGAUGAUCUGGUCGUGUUUGUGCAGUUUGGCAUCAACCACGUACCUCGCAUCGAAGACUUCCCAGUCAUGCCUUGUGAGAUUAUCAAGGUCAGUUUGAAGCCAGUCAACUUCUUUGACAGAAACCCUGCUUUGGAUGUUCCGCCAUCCACUCAAGAGUUCAACAAGUCGACGUUGCUUAGUGAGACGCACAAGCAACCUACUGUUGAGGGUAUUGUUGGUGGUGGCAAUGAUUUAUGUUGCAAGACUACCACUGGUAGCAAGUUGUAA
Molecule: messenger RNA, 2100 nt
Organism: Aureobasidium musti
Lineage: Eukaryota; Fungi; Ascomycota; Dothideomycetes; Dothideales; Saccotheciaceae
Source: the annotation of a GenBank genome assembly